Molecule: messenger RNA, 449 nt
Organism: Corvus hawaiiensis (hawaiian crow)
Lineage: Eukaryota; Metazoa; Chordata; Aves; Passeriformes; Corvidae
Product: cytochrome b-c1 complex subunit 9
Exons: 2
Coding region: 63-242 (59 amino acids)
Biological process (GO): mitochondrial electron transport, ubiquinol to cytochrome c
Source: RefSeq, a predicted model, not a curated record
GCACCGCCUACAUCCCCCAGCAGCCCCCGCCACGCGGCGCAGGCGCGGAGCGCGCGGCCAAGAUGGCGCUGCUGCGGCAGGUGUACGGGUCGCUGUUCCGCCGCACGUCCACAUUCGCGCUGUCGGUCGUGCUGGGCGCGGUGCUCUUCGAGCGCGCCUUCGACCAGGGUGCGGACGCGCUCUUCGAGCGGCUCAACGAAGGGAAACUGUGGAAACACAUCAAGCACAAGUACGAGAACUGAGAGCUCAGCAGCAGGAGCCAGCCUGGGGUGGCUGCAGGCACUGCAGGGAUGGGUUCAACCUCCUGAAACUGGGAAUGGAUUCCUGAUGGAACAACUCCGAGCCAGCUACUGUCAGCCACCUCCUGAUAUGAUGUGAAGCAAGAUGGACUCAAGGAGUUCUGCUGCUGUACUCAACUCACUGUGUUCAAAUAAAACUCCUGGUCCUGU